AUGUCGCUCGCCGCAUCAUCCUCAUCGGCCCUUCACCUCGACUUUCCGGCCUCCACCGGCUCGGGUGUGAUGCACUCUCGGUCAGUCACCGGUGUCCACGUUCACCCUGUCGCCCUUUUCUCGAUUCUGGAUCACUACCUCCGACGCAACGAUGGCCAGCACCGCGUGAUUGGUACUCUGCUCGGUACCCGCACCGAGUCCGAGAUCGAGAUCAAGAACUGCUUUGCGGUGCCACACUUGGAAGAUGAGGAGGAGGGUCAGGUGCAGGUCGACAUGGAGUACCACCGUAACAUGUACGAGCUCUGCCAAAAGGUGCGACCGGAUGAGGUCAUUGUCGGCUGGUACGCCACUUCGCCAGAGCUCAACACCUACAGCGCUCUCAUCCAGGACUUCUACUCGCGGGAGACCGCACCUCACCAGGCCGUUCACCUUACCAUGGACACUUCGAUCGACGGCUCGAAAGCUUCAGGACUCGGCAUCAAGUCGUACAUCUCGUCGCCAUUGGGCGCGGCACCCAAGGCCGAGAACUGCGUCUUCCUGCCCCUUCCCACCAACCUUCUCCACUCGACACCGGAACACUCGUCAUUGUCUCUGCUCGCAUCUCAGAACAUCUCGUCGCCAUUGAGCGACCUCGAUGCGCUUGCCGUCAGCCUCAAGCAAGUGCAGGCGCAGCUCGACCGUGUGCUCACCUACGUUCGUGCGGUCAUCUCGGGAGAGAAGGAGGGAGACAAGGCGGUCGGUCGCUUCCUCAACGACACCAUCAGCGUCGUACCUGCUGGCAUGGAUGACAACAAGCUCGAGACGCUCUUCAACGCUCACCUCCAGGAUGUCCUCAUGGUCUCGUACCUUGCCAACGUCGUUCGAGCUCAGGCCGAGGUCUCGUCGCGUCUCACUCUCCUCACCUAG
This is a messenger RNA of Kalmanozyma brasiliensis GHG001, 906 nucleotides long. Its product is annotated as JAB/MPN domain protein. The transcript has a single exon. The record is from RefSeq and is a predicted model, not a curated record. The coding region runs from base 1 to 906 and encodes 301 amino acids. Gene Ontology annotation, cellular component: eukaryotic translation initiation factor 3 complex, eIF3m. Lineage: Eukaryota; Fungi; Basidiomycota; Ustilaginomycetes; Ustilaginales. Gene Ontology annotation, biological process: translational initiation. Gene Ontology annotation, molecular function: translation initiation factor activity; metallopeptidase activity; translation initiation factor binding.